CUGUGGAAAAAUUCUAAUUUCUCAAGAUAUUCAAAAACAUAACCUCUCUUCGAGCGUGCGCUUUGUAAUCCAUUUAAAUGUCAAGCAAGACAGUAAUGGAUUUGGAAUAAAACAUUAAUGAUGGAGGAGGACAGAUUAGUCAAAAAAAAGACACGAGCCAAGCGAGAUGGGGACGUUCACAUGUUGGCGGAGGUCCUUAAAGACCUCGGGGAUCUCUACUUUGAAUCAGGUCGAUUAAAUGAGGCCUUACAAGAAUAUCAGGAACAACUGGAAGUCUGCGAAAUGUUGGAAGACAAACUAAGCUGCGCCGUGGCGCACAGAAUGAUCGGGGAAGCCUAUGCUAGCCUUGGAGAAUACGAACAGGCCCUAGCGCACCAAAAUCUCCACCUUGAGGGAGCACACGAGGUUGAGAAUCUCCUCGAGGAGCAGCGUGCCUAUGCUACGCUGGGACGGACAUACUUUUGUCUGGCCGAAGCUCUGCCAGAGAAUUCGCCAAAGCGAGACAAAGCUCUUGCCGAUGCCAAGAAGGCCUACAGCAAGAGCAUACGCCUUUGUAAUAAACUGGACAAUACAAAUAUUAAGCUGGAGGAGAUGAUGACAAUGCGAGCUCGCCUGCUCUUGAAUCUGGGCCUUGUCCUCGAGGCUCAGGGCGAGCCACAAGAAGGUGUGGACCUCAUCGAGAAGUCUGCAGAACUCUGCACGAAGCACAAACUCACCGAAGAUCUGCAUCGCACUCACAUUGCCCUGGGUGCUCUUCACGAGAGGCAAGGAAAUUUUAACUUGGCCCUGGAACAUCUCGAUAAGGCUUCGCAAGUCAUCAGUUUGUCGAUGAAGACCGAAGCCCUCAUGGCCAAGGCUGAAUUGUUAUCAAGGAUUGGAGACUGGUCUUUGGCACGAAAAGUCUUAGUUAAUCUCUACUCGAUGAAGGGGAUCCCUCGGGACACUCAACGACAGGUUGAAAAAUUGCUAAGAAUCGUGGUGACAGUUCAGAGCACCGAGGAGGAUGUAACGAUGGAGACUGAUCCAAAAACCAGGCAGAAGCUUUGUGAAAAAUUAGGUGAUAUAAGUGUAGCUAUUAAAAGUUACGAAAGGGCAAUCGAGUACUAUCAAGAGAUGCUUAAUUGUGCUGAGGAGACGAAAGAGGAGAUAAGUGCUGCUCUAGUAAGUCUUGCGCAGACUAUGCAAGAUGCUGGACGAAUCGAUGAAGCUUUGCCCUUCGCUCGCAGAGAAUUAGAGCUUUGUUCUGAUUCACGGGAGGCUUGUAGAUCCGCUCUCUUUCUUGCCAAUCUUUUGACAAGGAGCUCCAGCUUAGUUGACUCAGAAAUCAGAAGCACCUUUGACCUGGCCUCGUCAAAGGCACAGGAGUGCUCCGAUUCGAGCCUAGAGGCUUCGGUGCUGCGAGACCUUAUAAUCUAUCUGGAGAAAAUCGGCCAGUUGGACGAGGCGGAAAGAGUUAAGGAGAAACUGGACCGGCUGCCCAUAACUGUUAACGAAUCGGAGAGUGACUCGGAGCAGGAAAGUCCUGAUAUCGGAGCUGACAUCUGCCUCGAGGAUCUCCCCGAUGUCCAGGAGAGUUCUACAUCUACCAAGCGAAGGAACAAGUCGAAGGGCUCGAGUACUAGAACAGGCUUCGUAGUGAAGCGCAAUAACAAGGGAGAGUCUCAGCUUCACGUUGCCUGUAUCCAAGGGAACAUGAAAACAGUUGAGAGACUUCUCGCUGCAGGUCAUCCGACUAAUACAAGGGACUAUUGCGGUUGGACUCCACUGCACGAAGCUGUGAAUCAUGGAUUUACGGAAGUUGCAAAAUUACUACUGCAAGCUGGUGCUGACGUGAAUGAUCCAGGUGGACCGAUGUGUGGUGGAGUGACACCGUUGCACGAUGCUGCGGCCUGUGGAAAUUUUUCCUCGAUGAACCUAUUGAUUCAGCAUGGUGCCGAUGUAAAGCAGACAGCAGAGGAUGGAGAGACAGCACUCGAUUAUCUGGAGGCCUGGAGAAAGCGAGUCGACGAAUUGUCACCCAGUGAACAGCUGGACUACAACCAUGUACACCAAAAACUGUCAUCGAUGCUGCCUGCAAAUCUUCAAAGGAGUGGAAAGUCACCGGUUGUGUCUAGGGACUCGGACAGGGCUGAGAGUGACAGUGAUAGUGAUAUUAAGACCCCGAGGAAGAGAAUCUCCGCAGGAGAGGAUUAUAAGAGGACCAUUGAAAGUUUAAAGAAUCGAGCAAGUGUUAUGUCAGCUUCUGUUAAGCGGUCCUCUGCUCAGAAGGUGACAGCUCCACUGCUCGACUGUAAUCAAGUUACCGCAGAUGAGUGGCUGGAGGAUGACUUUGACAUUCCUGAAGUAAUCAACGAGUCUCCUGGUAGUGCAAAGAGAAAAUCGCAAAGUGAGAUUAAGGACCACGACAAGCAAUCUAAGCGGAGGAGAAUCAAUUCUAGUGAGAGUGUUGACCACAUCAUUGGAGAUUUGGAGAUAGUUGACAGUGAUAAUGACAUGCUGGAGACAACUGACAGCGCAGAGAGUUUUAGAAAGUCUAGAAGAAGACCGAAGCAGAUUUCUCUACUCACUGCUGGGUUUACAAGAGACUCAUCAACUCGCACUCCCUCACCUCAACUCGAAGAGGCUGCACCGGUGCAUCUUCUGCGUUUGGAAGUUAGAUUAGAGGAGAGGCUCCUCAAACUUACGAUGACAGGUUCGGAGAGAGAACCUGUGACUGUAGCAAAAGUCAUAAAUGAGGUUCAAAACACUUUUGAAAAAGACACUGGCUGUAAAACGACAUUAAGACUGAUAAAUGAACGCGUUUUGGAGCCUGCAACUGUUUUGAAGGGUUCACAGUCUGGCACUGAAACGCUGCAAUUAUCUGCUGAAGUAAUCGACAUGACUGUUCCACCAAUCAACGAAAGGUACGAGAUGAUCUGCAGAGCCAAUGGCAUUGGAAUACGUGACCAGUUAAUCGAUUGCUUAAAGGAGUGCGAAAGAUCAACGAUCUUUAGACUAAGACAUUGUGCGCUGCACGAUAGAGAGUUGUCGACUCUGCUGACUUGCCUUGAAUAUCAGAGCCAAGUUCAAGUCCUAGACAUGUCAAGAGCUGUACUGUUCCGCCAUGGAAAACUAAUAUCUCGGAUCGUGAGCAAGUGGUCUUCGUUACGGGAGCUGCAUCUAUAUUGCUGUGACCUUGAUCAUGAUGCUCUUAUGCAGUUCACGAGGCUACCUAUGCAGCUCGAAGUUCUAGACCUGAGUUACAAUCCUCUGGGCCCGGGGAGCAGUGCAAAACUUUACGAGUUGAUUUCUCCUUUGAGCCGGCUCAAAGAGCUCAACUUGUGCCACUGUGAAAUCGAUGAUUUUUCUUUUGACCUGUCGAUUGAGAGUCUAGUGUCAGUGAACGUGUCAUGGAACUCCAUGAGCGAGGCUGGAGUGUCUCGAUUUUUGCAACGAAAUCUACAUUACCUCAAUUUAUCAGGUGUCGAGGUUUCAAACGGUCUUUCAGUGGCUCAAGCAUUGUUUCGCAAUGUCAGAAUUAUCCCGGAGAGUUUGCAGUGCCUCGAAAUGGGGUUUUGCAACAUUUUAGACUCUGAUGUCGCUGAAGUCUUGUCACGAUAUCCUAAUCUCAAUCGGUUGGUGCUUACUGGGAACACAGGGUUAACUGUAAACUCAGUGCGCGCUGUUUUAAAUUAUAAACAUACACUUCGUUAUGUGGAUCUUGGUGGCUGUACUGAAGUGAACGAACUGCCUGAUCAAAAUCUCCUUGGAGAAGAGCCAGUGUUGUUAACGAUGACAGUCAGUAUUGCUCCGAGAGUUCUCGACUCAUGGAAAGCAUUGUGGCGAGGCUUGAAGUGUGUUCAUACGAUGAUUAAUAAUGUAGUUAUAUUUAAUCCUGACACGCAGACUCAAAGACGUGAAAAUUUUCAAUCCGAUCUAGGCAAGAGUUCGGGAUUUUCUCAACGAUGGCUUUGAAAUCUGAAUCUCUAACUUUGC
Orussus abietinus is the source of this 3975-nucleotide messenger RNA. RefSeq names its product tonsoku-like protein. Lineage: Eukaryota; Metazoa; Arthropoda; Insecta; Hymenoptera; Orussidae. The record is from RefSeq and is a predicted model, not a curated record. Gene Ontology annotation, molecular function: identical protein binding. The transcript has 8 exons. Bases 118 to 3954 code for a protein of 1278 amino acids.